AUGGAAAGGUUGAAACUUACUAUUGAAAUACCACCCAGCUUUCCAAGACUUUCUCCUCUUGAUCAGACAGCUGUUGAGCUCGACUCUUGGGGUGUCCGAAGCAAUGUUAGAUUGCACAAUUUGGAUGACAGGCUCGAUAUAACUGCAUCUUUCACAAUCCACUCGGCAGUAUUCCUUACGUAUCUCCCCAGAUACCCCCUCAAGCUCGAGAGAUCCAAACGUCGGAAGAUCAUAAAAACUGAAGAGCCACCAACGAGGACUAAUGCGCUGAGACACUGGCUAGCACUGUGUCCUGUUCUCUUGGAUAAUGAUAUGGCAAGUUGUGGCUAUUACGAUGUGCAGAAUUCAUGGAUGCCUGGAGCGAGCCCGACAUCAAUCAACGCCAGUACCUCGGGGAGUGUCUCUAUUGACACAGAAAGAGCGGAGAAUCAAGGGAGCCCAAAGGAGAAGACAUCCUUCGCAGGAAGAAGGAAGAAUCUUUUCAUCAUCUAUGAACUGAAUGUUUAUGAUCGCCGCUUCAAUGUCUUCAGGACACCAUUUGCCUACUUAUUUACACCAAGUCAGAGCCGGGCACACGAAGAAGCUGAUCAAAGCAAACUACGAGUGUAUAUACCAAUUACUGUCCUCAUUGACAAUAUGUGUUGCCGGGACCGGAUAGCUCAGUGGCGAUAUUCAUACACUGUCUACAGACUUGGAAGCAUACUUGGAUUGUCGGGUCGCUACCCACACUACAUAUCCAACUCAAUGGGAGUGUUGAGUCGUCUUCCUGGCUACGCGGGCGUUGUGGGGACGGGUUUAUUGAAGAACGUUCGUCCGUGGAGAGGGAGAGGAGCGGAAGGAGGAAGGGCUUCCUCCAGAUUCAUUGGUUUCAUGUCAUUUGGGAUUUAG
Molecule: messenger RNA, 888 nt
Organism: Aspergillus niger
Lineage: Eukaryota; Fungi; Ascomycota; Eurotiomycetes; Eurotiales; Aspergillaceae
Exons: 6
Coding region: 1-888 (295 amino acids)
Source: RefSeq, a predicted model, not a curated record